Molecule: messenger RNA, 6186 nt
Organism: Vollenhovia emeryi
Lineage: Eukaryota; Metazoa; Arthropoda; Insecta; Hymenoptera; Formicidae
Product: receptor-type tyrosine-protein phosphatase F-like
Exons: 33
Coding region: 90-5990 (1966 amino acids)
Biological process (GO): protein dephosphorylation
Molecular function (GO): protein binding; protein tyrosine phosphatase activity
Source: RefSeq, a predicted model, not a curated record
ACGAUUAGAUCCAAUUCGGCACAAAUUUUAUUAAAGUAAUAGUGUAUGAAAUAACAUAAUUAGAAACAGCACGUGUGUUUUCGUCGACAAUGAAGAAAGCGAGGAUGGAUGUGCUAAUUAUCUUCACAUUUUUUAUCUUCGCGAGUCAGAUGCUACAUAUUUUUGGAAAACUAACUGUAUUGCGUGGAUCGUUCAUAUCUACGUACCCCGUCGAAGUUAAAUUGAUAUGCCUCUCAGAGGAUGAUGGCGGCGCUCUUGUAUGGAAUUACAAUUUAAUCUGGGAAUAUUAUACUCCAGCAAAAAACAAUUAUAAGUUUGAAGAUUUAAAUAAAUUCAGCAAUAAUGAGAUAGAUUGCAAAAUGAACGCAAGCGAAGGUUGUUUGGAGACAUGGAUUAAAAACGACUGGAAUCUUACAAAUUCUUUUAAAACACCUAUGGGCCCGGUAUUCGAUCAACGAUGGGAAGAAUUUAAACAGUAUGAAAAUUAUCAAGAUAUCUACGAUCACGUAGAUUUUAAACUUACUACUGAAGUGAAGCUCUCGUUUUCGAUUCGUGUGGCCCGCGAUGCACAUGUAUUAAUUUGCAACGGCAUAAAUCAAUACGCAGAUCCUUGCUAUUGGAUCAUAAUAGGAGGUUGGGGCAACAGCAAAUCUGUCAUACGAAAAUGCAUUACGGGAGUACCAGUACCCGGAAAAUGGCCUGAGAAAAAUUCGGAAUGCAGGAAAGAAGUAGCUGCCUUACAACAUACACCAUUGUCUUCAACUGAAUGGCGAUCGUUUACUAUUACGUGGGAUCCUGCAAUAAAGCAAAUAAAUGUUUAUAAUACUAAAAAGGUUAUUUUGUCUUAUACAGACACGAAAAGUGUUCCAUACUUACGUUCAAGUAAUAAUUAUCACAUGUUUAUCAGAAGCGAUACAGCGAUGUUGUACAGAUUUCAUAUAUAUGACUUUCUGCAUACGACUGUCGAGACUGCAGUUUUAACAAGCCCCGUCUUCCGCAUUAAUAACAAAAUGAUAUGCGUACAAUUGUUAGUUGGCCUUUGCGCCGAAUGCGACGCACAUGUAGUGUUACGCACUCAUGAUUAUAAUAAAGAAUUAGUAAUAGUGACAGUAAAAGGCUUGAGAACGGCUCAUGGUUUACCUAUGUGGCAAUCUGUCAAAAUCACGAAAAAUAUUUCAGAAAUCGAUUAUAAUAGUGGAAUGAUAAUUCAAUUGAUUCCCAAACUCAACAGGAUUAGCUCGAAUCCGCUGUGGGCGAUAGCGAACGUUCGUCAAUGUCCCCAAAAUGCUUUGAGAAGAGGUAUUAUGAAUUCUAAACAAGAUUGGGGGAAGCAAUUUUUUUGGCCGUUUGAAACAUGUCAAAAGUUAUUUUACGAUGAACAUGCUGUCGUAAAUCCUUUAUCACGCGUCACAUCAGAUAUAAAUACAGAUCUGGAUGAUUCAAAUUGUUUUGAAGGAAAGAUCGGACCGCGAUGUUUGUUUUCUUGUAAAGACGAUCUGCUUAGUAACUUUGACUGUGGAGGAACCGAAAUUUGUUACCACAAUGGUUGCACGUGUGCUUCGAGUUUUACAGGAAGCUCAUGUGAUACACCUUGUGCAUCAAAUCAAUAUGGUCGUGGCUGCAAAAAGGAGUGUGGCUCAUGUCUCUAUAAAACUGAGAAACGGUGUAAUAAAAUAACUGGAGAAUGUAGUGAUGGUUGUGAUAAUAGAAAAGGAUUAUACCUACCACCUUUAUGUCAAAUAAGUGUAGACAAGCCUAAUGCACCUACGAUUAUCUCAACAACCGAGACGACUAUUUGGGCUGCUGUUUCUGUAACAUGGAAGGAGGAAUAUGAUGAAAUAUCAGUUCUAUAUUCUUUUGUUAUUCAAGGAGGAAGCCAUGUUCAGCAACCAUGGAACGAAUUAUUUCAAAAUAUGACACAAUUGCAAACACAUUUUGAGAAGCUGGAACCUGGCACUACUUAUCAUAUUGCUUUCACCUUAGAUAUUGCUGGUUUCAAAACUGAUAGCGACUGGCAAAUAGCUGAGACUGGGUGCAAUCCUGCUGAAAACUUUGUUUUAACGGCCGAAGAAAACGGCAUGAUAAUUGAUUGGCGAAUCAGUCCAAAUCAAUUAUAUUCAUGUCCAGCAAGUUGGUAUUAUCUAAUAAUCCGAAACAUAAAUACGAGCAAUACAAUCGUUUCUCAAUUGGCUGCGUUUUUUCCAUAUAAAGUACAAGAUUUACAGUCGUACACUUCUUACGAUGUAAUCAUAGGUCACAAAAAACGCGUUUUAUUUUCCCAGGAAAUUCGUACUCUCGAAGGCAUUCCAUCCAGAGUGUUAGAACUUCGUAGUAUGCUAUCGGCUAAUACAGUCAUUCUGAUGUGGAAACCUCCAUAUGAACCGAACGGAGAAAUAGUGGGAUAUGAAGUAACUUUGAUGAUUAUGAAGUUCUACGGUUGUGGAGAAUCAAAAUUAUCUUUUUCAAAUCAUCACAUUAUUCAGAAGUCUACAACAGAACCAACGAUCACUUUUCCAGAUUUACAUCCAUACGCAUUUUAUUGUGCGCAGGUCAUAGUUCAUAACACACGAUAUUUCAGCAGUAUCGUAGAGACAACCUUCAGUACAGAACAAUCUGAUAUACCAUCAGAAGUAUUUAGUCAGUUGAAAGUACAAGAUUGGAAAUUGUUAUGGAGUCCGCCCGAAGAUUGCACUACAAUUUCAGGAACAUUGACAGCCAGAAUAAUAAUUCAGGGUAUUAGCGACGCUGUUAAGUACUUCAACGUGACCAAACAGACUAGCCUCUCUUAUUUUGACUUGAAUAAAUUAAAUCCAAACUUGAACGGUGCUGAGCGAUAUGUAGCGACAAUUUACGUAAUAAGAAAUUUUACGAGUAAAGAGAAUGCCUCCGCUUAUCAAAAGUACGAGUUUGAAACUCCGCCGACAGCUCCGCCUAGAGUAACUAAUUUGGAGAUCGUCGAAAUUGAUACUCGUCAAACGUAUGGUAUGAUACACUUGAGAUGGCAAAGUCCACUGCCACCUCUCAAUGGGAAAUUACAUAUUUAUGGUGUUCAAUUAUGUGACACGUAUGACAAAGUUUGCUCACUUAUUGAAGUUCAAGUCACUGAGUCUUGUGACUUGUGGGAAGAUUAUAUAUGCAAAGUUGUUCGACAAUCGCAAUUAGUGAAGGUUGUAGCAUACAAUAUCAACGUUACUGAACCAAGCCCUCCAGCUAUUGUGACUGACGAUAUGCUUCGUACUAUAACAGGUAACAUUUUAGGGCCGGACGCACCUGGAAAUUAUACUUUUACAAUCAACAAUAACAGUGUGGUUGAUCUAAAGUGGCUUCAUCCCUGGAAGACAGGUCGUCCUCUCAAGUCUUUUCGUAUUGAAAUAGAAGAAACUUUCUCUAACCUGAGAAUUUUCCAAUCGGCCAUUAAUAAAAUUUACAUAUAUCCGGUGACACAAUACAUGCGCAACUACGCCAUACGAUUGUAUUUAUUCUCGUCAACGCGAUAUAUCAUCAGCAUUCGAGCUGUGACAUUUGAGAAUAAAUUCAGCAGCUCAAAGUUCGUGAAAUUCCGUACACCCUCAACCGCAGCUUUUGACGAUAAUCUGAAGGCCACGGUGGACAAAUCCGAUUCCACCAUUUUAUUAAAUAUACCGACUGUUUUAAAUGAUACUCGUAAUAGCGUGACGCACAUCAUUGUAAAGGGUCCUAAUCUCUGCGAGCAAUAUACGGAAGUGCCUGAGAAUUUACGAGCGCAAGCAGGCGUGAAGAUGGACGAAAUCGCUUGGCAAGCUGCUGAAGUUACGACCAAUGAGUACGCUGGCGAACGAUUCAGAAUCGGCGACGAUUUAAUUUACGGCAAUGCAAGGAAUUGUCCAUUAAAACCUGAAGAGCUUUAUGAAAUAGUGGUUAUCGUAACCGAACAGAAUUCGUCUACCGAGCCGAUCAUGCUUGCAAAAUCAGUCCGCGUCGGUGAAGUUCCACCGAAGCAUCACGAAGCAUGGAUCGUACCCAUUGUAUUUCUCGCUAUGGCAGGCGUAGCCUUUUACUUGUACCGAAGGAAAAAGCAAAAAUUUACGGAGCAGCAAAUGCAAGACGAGAUGAUUUUGUCACAGAACAUCGAGAACUACGAACAAGAAAACAAGUCCGUGAUUUCGCAUUCGAAGGAAGACCCGUCAACUCCUUCUGACAGACAAUCCCUAUCGCGGGCAACCACCCCGGAAGAGCUGCCGGUCGCCGUCGCGAACGACGACGAAGAGGAAGAAAUGACAUCGCUGGUGAAGGUGAAAGAUUUCGAAGAUUACGUUAGGCGAGCGAUACAGUCAGGAUUGCUCGAUAAGCAGUACGAGACCUUCCAUAGAGGGCAAACUCGACCGUGGGAUUACGGGAAAUUGCCGCAGAACAAGUCUAAAAAUCGAUACGGGAAUCUUAUUGCGUAUGACGAAACGCGUGUGGUACUAAAGAAAUUUCCGGAUGACGUUCACUCCGAUUACAUCAACGCUAAUUACAUCACCGGCUAUAAGAAGGAAAAGCGCUACAUAGCGACACAAGGACCCAAACCCAACACGGUCAUCGAUUUCUGGCGCAUGAUUUGGCAAGAACACGUUCUUAUUAUUUGCAUGUUGGCAAAUGUGGUCGAAAGUGGAAAAACAAAGUGCGAGCAAUAUUGGCCGGAUAUUGGCAAGAAGAAGAAAUACGGCGACAUUUUUGUGCUGAACGCGAAGCACAAUGUUUUCGCUGAUUAUUGCUUUAGAACUUUUAACGUCACUUGUGGAAAAGAGACUCGAAAGAUAGAACACCUGCAUUAUACGGCUUGGCCGGAUCAUGGCGUGCCAUUGUACACGCACUCCGUGGUCACAUAUUUGAAGAAACUGUUGGCGACACCACCUGGAAAAGGACCCGUGGUAGUCCACUGUAGUGCUGGUGUUGGAAGAACCGGGACCAUCAUUUUGUGCGACAUUUGCCUCCAUCGAGCAGCGGCAGAGGGGGUGGUCGAUGUUUUUACCGAAACGGCGUCUAUUAGAAACGAAAGAGCUAAUAUGGUGGAUAAUAAACAGCAAUAUCUGCUGGCGCAUUUGGCAUUAGUGGAAUGUUUGCUUUCUGUCCCAACCACAUUGCCGUGUAACGAGAUGUUAACGACACGGAUCAAAGAGUUAAAAAAACAAUUACCUAUUCAACAGCAAAGAUUACAAAACACUGCGUGGCAAGACGAAGCUUUGCGACAGGUUACGUCCCCACCGCCGUUGUCAGAGCGUAAUCGGGCCAAAAACAGAUUUCCGGAACUGCUUUCAGAGAAGGUCAGUAGAAUAUAUUUGAAGAGAUACCCGACAUCGGACGAGGACAGCGAUUAUCUAUCCGCCGUUUACGUAGACGGAGUAAAACUUCAGAAUCAGUAUUUGGCCACGCAGCUUCCCAUGCCGUCGACGAUUAAUGAUUUCUGGCGAAUGAUUGCCGAGUUAAAAGUUGAACUUAUUCUCAUGCUGCAACCACCUGAUUUGAAGGAUCCUACUUGCUGCUCUAUCGCUCCUGCAAACGGCGAGUUUAAACCAGUCCCAUAUUUGAACGUUACAGUGAAGGAAGUUGUGGAGCUGGAAUAUUAUACUUCACAAAAAUUGUUGCUCGUCGACAAUUCCGAGAAACCCUCGAGGGAACAAUUUGUUACCAUACUGUGUUUGACGGAGUGGAAAUCUGGAAGGGAUCAACCACCGCCACCAGUUAUGACGAUGGUGACCUUUUGGCAAGCUGCGGAGAGAAUCGCGAGAGGCGAUGGGCCCACCGUCACGCUUUGCCACGACGGAGUAACUGGAUGCGGUCUCUACUUGGCACUGAGUUUCCUGCUGGAACGAAUGGCCGUCGAAAGAGAAUGCGACGUUUGUUUGGCGGUGCGAGCCGUUAGACGAUCGAGAGCAGAUUUCGUUCGUUCUUUGGAGCAUCUGGAAUAUCUAUACGAAGCCGCAGUUACAUAUUUAGAGUACUUUGAAACCUAUGCGAACUUUUCGUGAAAUAAAGAUAAGUAAUCCUGAUAAAAUAACCAAGAAGCAGCAUUACAUUGUAAUAGAUAAGCGAACGCAGUGUCGCAAAUAACCACAUAUGUAUCAAGUACUGAUAGGAUGUGCAUGAAAUAUUGGAGCUUUCAUAUUAAUGUAGAAAGUGUUUUAGUUUCGCAAUCUGAAAUAUACGGAAUAUUAUAGAGGGAAA